Molecule: messenger RNA, 782 nt
Organism: Cajanus cajan (pigeon pea)
Lineage: Eukaryota; Viridiplantae; Streptophyta; Magnoliopsida; Fabales; Fabaceae
Product: cypmaclein
Source: RefSeq, a predicted model, not a curated record
UAUGAAUCUGGUAGUUGUUAUCUUGCUACAGAUGGAACCUAUCCUCAUCUCAAAAAACAACCCUUCUUUUUCCAUAUAAAUAUUCGCACAUUCAAUUCAAAGCUUCAGACCCACAAUUUUCUGUGUCACUGUCUCUGUCUUAAAACCUUGUUUUAAUUUGCUUUUGACUUAAGAAAGCAGGUAAAAUUAAAUAUGGCCCUCACCAGAAACACAGUGAUCUUGGCUAUUCUCUGCUUCAUCCUUAUACAAGAGUUGGGGAUCUAUAAUGGAAAUCAGCACAUGGUUGCCGCCCAGAAGAUAGAUUGCGGUGGGAAGUGCAAUUACAGGUGCAGUAAGGCUGGGAGGCACGUAAUGUGCCUAAGGGCAUGCAACACUUGUUGCCAGAGGUGCAACUGCGUGCCACCUGGCACAGCUGGGAACAGAGACAUGUGUCCUUGUUAUGCUAGACUCACCACACACGGAGGAAAGCUCAAGUGCCCUUGAACAUGCAUGAGUACUCAGACUAACUACCUAGUGUAUUAUUCGUCAUCAUAUGCAUGCAUGCAGUUAAAUAAAUAAAUAUGCAAUAUACUUUGUCUGAACUACUACGUGGGAAUAUCGAUCGGGGAAUGAGGGAAUUGAAGAACAUAUAUGAUAUAUAGCACUAGCUAGGUGGGAAAAUGGAUGACUAAGAUCUCAUUAAUUGUUUUGAAUGCUGCAGUAUUUCUUAUUAGUACAAGGCAAGCCAAUGUAUGAUAUUUGCGGCUUAGUAAUAAUCUUAGUCGAUAUUGCUGAUAGCUCCA